UCCACGUGGCGGUGUGCGAGAGAAGUUCUUUGAUCGUCUGUGUGAACUUUCAACAUCAUCAGCCAUAUCAUCUGGCGAUGCAGUUUAUCAGCUAUCCAGCUGCACUGUUAUUUAUCACUGUUUUAAUGGCCUCCCUUCCUUUCUAUUGAUACUUUACCACUGAGAAAAUAUUAGUGUUAAAGGACUUUAUCACAUUAUAUAUCUAAUAAUUUAAAAGUUUGUAGUGGAUUGCUGGUGGGGUUUAUAUAUCGCGUCAAUUAAUCAGUGAAAAUCUGAACAAGAACUUUGAGACAACAGAACUCUGUUAUCGAAUCGCAAGUGUUUCUAAAGUGCACACAUUCAUUAUACUAAAUUUUGGUGUCUUGGUAGCAGGGAUCAGACGUACAGAUUUAUUCAAUCCCAGUAAAGCUUAUACAGGAUGCAACACACAAUAAUGAGUUAUGACGAUUUACAGUUUUCAAAUAGAACAAAAACAAACACUAGUCGAGUUAUAACUGGCCACAUCAUCAAAUCAGCAAAAGCCCCAUAGUUAAUGCCAGUACUUCUUGUCGUGUAACGGGCGGAUCUCAACGUGGACUUCCUUUUUUUCGUUGCAUCUGUUCUUCAAACUGAAGCCAAAUAUAUUUUCAGCUGAUAGCUUCCAGACCCGCUGACUGUAACUGAAACUUUGCUACUCUUCGAUUUCAAACUCCAGAAGACAGUGAUGCAUCGUUUGAGGGGCUCUCCGUGUAUUGUUGUUUUGCUGUUUUAUUUUACAUGUCUGUGGACAGAUGUCGUUGCUAUGUGUCCGGUUAAGUGUCAUUGCGAUGACGAGAAUCUACGUGUCAUGUGCGAUUCUGCUAAUCUGGACGUUGUCCCAAUCACUCUGAACCCAGAACUUCGUGAACUGGUUCUGAAAAACAACCAUAUUAAAGGAAUCAUGGCUUCAUUUAGUGUCUACCAUAAUCUUAAGUACUUGGAUGUUUCGCAUAAUCAGUUAGUAACAAUCGGUAAAAAUAAUUUUCAAAAACAGAACAACCUAAGGUAUCUCUUAUUGAGUAGAAACAUGAUUUCUUCGCUUGAAAAUGAAACGUUCAUUGGCUUAGAAAAACUCUCUGUUCUUCAAAUGAAUGAGAAUUUUUUGGAAGAAAUCCCUCCAAAUGUUUUCAGUGUUCUCAAUAAUCUGGAAAAUCUAGACCUUUCACAGAACCGAAUUUUCUCUAUCUCUGAUGCUGCGUUUGAAGGUCUAGGGAGCUUGAGAACACUUUCGUUGAGAGACAAUAAAAUUACGGAGAUUCCAACUCAUGCAUUCCAUGACAUCCUAACGCUGUUAAAACUGGAUAUUGGGCUGAAUUCAUUUCGUAUUGUUCCAGAGGAAGCCUUUUCGCUUCUGAGACAAUUAGAAGAGCUCUCACUUGAUGGCUGUGGAAUACAAACAAUAGAACUUGGAGCAUUUAGGUGGCUGAAUUCGUUGCUUGUUCUUCGGCUUCAUGACAAUGAACUUGACGAAAUUCCUACCAAUGCAUUAUUUGAUGUGCGACGUCUAGAAGAAAUCAACAUAGGUCAAAAUAAUUUCGUAGAGUUGAAACCAUUGUGUUUUAAGAGAUUGAAGUAUCUUCGCAUUAUUGAGAUCUGUGGAUCUCAAAAAUUAAUUAGAAUUCAAAAAGAAGCUUUUGCAGAUAACAGUAAUAUACAAAAACUAGUGAUAAACCACAACAAAAUGUUUAGUAAAAUUGAUCAUCAAACUUUUGAUGGACUGCCUCAUCUAAAAUUUGUAAGUUUAAGAGGUAACGCGUUUACUACAUUUCAAUAUGAUUUACUUUCGUGGGAUGAGCUUGAUGUGCUGGACGUCAGGGACAAUCCUCUAUUCUGCAACUGUGACCUUCUGUGGUUAUGGAGUUUACUGAACAAGAAGAAUUUCUCGUCAUCAACUUUAAGUGACCUCACCGAUGUCCGAUGUGCCGACCCUCCAGGUCUCGAGAACGUGCUGCUUACGGAGGUUUCUGAAGAGGGGUUGGGCUGUUUUUUAGAGAACAGACGGCGGCAAAUAAUCAUUGGUGUUGUCGUAGCAGCGGCAGUAGCCAUUGUUACUCUAGUAUUGCUGGGAUUUCGGUACAGAGAAAAGCUGUCUCGCGCAUUCAAGAAUAAAUGGACUUCUGGAAGGAAAGAACCUCAGUAUCAAAAAACCGCGUGUGUCGAAGAAGAAAGUAACAUCUUGCAUGCUGCUGCUCAACAGUCUCUGAAGAUGACACCGGUUACCGAACUAUGAAUAAUGAUUUAGGGGGGGGGGUAGCCUCGUUUGCUAAUUAACCACCACAAAAGACAAUUAAUUACUUCAGAAUAUUUUACGUGAAGCAGUAGAAUGUAAAAAGUUGUAAGCCAGCAGCCUAAUCAACAGUCCAAUUUAUGACCGUUUAUAUAUAGUCUAGAUAUGAGCUGCUGAGAUUAAUAUGUUCAUAUUUAUGACAACAGUAAAAUUUAAGACCAUUAUAUAUACUAAUUUGUUAUUCGAAUAGAAUGUGAAUGGAUUUUGUGGGAUCAGAUUGAAAAUUUUAUACUUUUACAUUUUCAUAAUUUACUUUAAAUACAUAUUAAUAAAAUCAAAUAUGUGUCGCUAAGG
Limulus polyphemus (Atlantic horseshoe crab) is the source of this 2599-nucleotide messenger RNA. RefSeq names its product chondroadherin-like. Lineage: Eukaryota; Metazoa; Arthropoda; Merostomata; Xiphosura; Limulidae. Gene Ontology annotation, cellular component: extracellular matrix. The transcript has 3 exons. Bases 704 to 2248 code for a protein of 514 amino acids. The record is from RefSeq and is a predicted model, not a curated record. Gene Ontology annotation, molecular function: protein binding.